GUUCGCCACGCUCCCUUAUCACCUUAACCUUCUUCUUCUAUGGAUCCUCCUCCGACUUAAACCGAGACUUUCUCAAUCCUCCAAAAAAUGCCAUCUCGCCUCUCUCCACCUGAUACUCCUCCACCGGUUACCAACACUCACCACCAUCUCCACACGCUUCCUCUAAUCCUCACCGGUUCACUCACCUUAACCGGAGCCCUACUAAUAAUCCUCAUCACAAUCCUCCUCUACCGUAAACUCUCCCGUAACCGAACAACCCCCUCAGAUCUCGCCCUAACCUCUCCUCAACACUACCAAUGCCGCCGCUUCUCCUACACCCAGCUCCGCCGCGCAACCAACUCCUUCUCCGACUCCACCCAGCUCGGCCACGGCGGAUUCGGCACCGUCUACAAAGCCGAUCUCCCUAGCGGAACCUCCCUCGCCGUCAAAGUCAUGGAUUCCUCCGCCGGGUCGUUACAAGGGGAGCGCGAGUUUCACAACGAGCUCUCUCUCUCCUCUCACUUGACCGAUUCGCCUCACGUCGUCUCUCUCCUCGGAUUCUCGGAGGAUCGUCGUAACCGGAGGCUUGUACUCGUCUACGAGCUCAUGGCGAAUCGCAGCUUGCAGGAUUCGCUUCUUGGCCUCAAGUGUGUGGAGCUUAUGGAUUGGAGCAAAAGGUUUGAAAUUGCGACGGAUGUUGCUAAAGGGAUUGAGUUUCUUCACCAUUGUUGUGAUCCGCCGAUUAUACACGGUGAUGUGAAGCCGAGUAAUAUUCUUCUUGAUUCUGAUUUCAAGGCGAAGAUUGGAGAUUUUGGGUUGGCGAGGGUAAAGUCUGAGGCUUUGGUUAGUGGUAACGAGACUAGGGUUUUGAUUGAGGAAGAUGAGAUGAGAAAAGAUGUUGUUGAAGAAGAUAAUGGGUCGAUUCUUGAGGAGAGUGAGAGUGUGAUUACUCUGUUUGAAGAGGGUAAUAAUGCAGUGAGUUUCUCUCCGGAGAUUGGAGCAUCUCCCGGGGUGGUAUCGGUACUGUCGCCUGAGAGUUGUGGAGUUAGUGUCUUGACCGUGGAAGCUUCUCCCCCGGGGGGCACGGAGAAUUGUGCAGUUAGUGUCUUGACGGCGUCUCCGGGAGCAGCACUGGGAUUAUCUCCGGAGAAAGGGAGUGUUUCUGAGAGCUGUUUGGAGCAAAUGAGUGUGGAGAGUGGUUGUAAGCAAAAAGUGGUGGGUUCAAAGAGAGAUUGGUGGUGGAAACAGGACAACAAUGGUGGAAGCAGAGGAGGGAUUGAGUCAGGGAGUGUGAAAGACUACGUGAUGGAGUGGAUUGGGAGUGAGAUUAAGAAAGACAACAACAAGGAAUGGAUCAAAAAUGGUGAUGGGUCAUCAUCAUCAACUGUCUCUAAGAAGAAGAAGAAGAAGAAGAAGAGGAAGCCUAGAGAGUGGUGGAAGGAAGAGUUUUGUGAAGAGCUAACUAGAAAGAAGAGGAAGAAGAAGAAAAAGAAGAGAGGGAUAAGCUCAAUCUCAAGCAUCGACUCUUGGUUUCACAGAGACAAUGAUCAUGAACAGAGUCAUAACCACCCUACCAAGAAGAAAAAGAGGAAUAGUAUAGAUUGGUGGGUAGAUGGGUUAAGUGGAGAUCUAAAAUCAGUUAAAAAACACAGUCAAGAUUCUGGUUUAUGGUGUGAUGUGAAUGUUCACAAGAGCGGUGGAGUAAGCAGCACACCGAGUAUGAGAGGUACAGUGUGUUACAUUGCACCAGAAUGUGGCGGGGGAGGAGGUGUGCUGUCUGAGAAAUGUGAUGUCUACAGUUUUGGGGUUCUGCUCUUGGUUCUUGUCUCAGGGAGACGGCCGUUGCAGGUGACUGCAUCUCCCAUGUCGGAGUUUGAGAGGGCUAAUCUGAUAUCAUGGGCUAAGCAAUUGGCUUGUCAUGGUAACUUAUUGGAGUUGGUUGAUAAGUCCAUACAUUCAUUGGUGAAAGAGCAAGCGGUUCUUUGUGUUACUAUUGCAUUGCUUUGUCUACAAAGAUCUCCAGUUAAGAGACCAACAAUGAAGGAGAUUGUUCAGAUGCUUACCGGUGCGUCUGAGCCACCGCAUUUGCCGUUUGAGUUCUCACCCUCACCGCCUAUGGGGUUUCCAUUCAAGUCAAGGAAGAAAGCACGGUGAAGAUGUGGUUUUAGUUUUGAGCUCAAAUCCUAAAUUAAUUGCAAGUUGUAGAAACUGUUUAAUUCCAUUAACACUAAAUUCUUGCAAAUAUUUAUGAAGAUUAAUUAGUAUGUCACUGCAGACUCUUUGAACUACUAAUACUGCUGUCCCUCUCUUUCAA
Molecule: messenger RNA, 2293 nt
Organism: Eruca vesicaria subsp. sativa (arugula)
Lineage: Eukaryota; Viridiplantae; Streptophyta; Magnoliopsida; Brassicales; Brassicaceae
Source: the annotation of a GenBank genome assembly